Molecule: messenger RNA, 158 nt
Organism: Symbiodinium sp. CCMP2456
Lineage: Eukaryota; Dinophyceae; Suessiales; Symbiodiniaceae
Source: the annotation of a GenBank genome assembly
GGGGCUCCGGGCGCGGCGAUGACCGAAGUCAACUGGCGCCAGCGCUUGCGGAACCGCGGCUGGCGUUUGCCCGAGAGGAGCUGGAGUGUACGUCGACCGCCUGGCACCAAGGACGCCGAGUCGCUCAACACCACGCUCAAAACGAAUCGGAGCCACAG